Molecule: messenger RNA, 1407 nt
Organism: Sphaeroforma arctica JP610
Lineage: Eukaryota; Ichthyosporea; Ichthyophonida
Exons: 4
Coding region: 1-1125 (374 amino acids)
Biological process (GO): phospholipid catabolic process
Cellular component (GO): extracellular region
Molecular function (GO): glycerophospholipase activity
Source: RefSeq, a predicted model, not a curated record
AUGUCGCAUGGUGAUGCAUGUGGGUCAGAUGGAGAUUGGGGCCACGAUACCUGGGACACAUACAGCAAUGCGUAUCCCCGCAUAUACAAGCACACCUCCUUGCCUGUUACCGUAUUCGAGGACGUCGAAGGUCCUGCCACCACCACCCGCACGCGGGUGCACUACUCUUCCAUGCCAGGCUAUAUCAGCAGCGUAGACGACUUCUACACCAUCAAGGGCUUGGCUAACCUCGUAGUCACGGAGACGAGCAUCACAGCGUACGACAAGAGUGUGCUUGUGCAGAACGAGCAUACCGUGUUUUCGUGGAUCCGAGUGGUGGUCGCGAAUGCGCUCAGCAACGACGGGGCGACGUGGGUGGAGCUGUUCUCCAAGUACAACAGCGGUACAUACAAUAACCAAUGGCUGGUAAUUGACCUGAGCAAAUGGCACGCGUACCAAACCCCGGAGAAAGGCUUCUUCUAUCUGGUCGAGCAGACGCCCGUGCGGAUCAUCACCCAGGAUCUCACUCAGAAGGUCGUGCGGGAGGGGUACUUUGCGAGCUACAAUCAGCCGUACAGCAAGGACGUGUGGCACAUUAUGGGCUACGGAGACGCCUCUAAGAAGUCUAAGAAGCCAGAGACCUUCCACUACGAUACUUGCCCGCGAGCGGUGGUGUUUGGCAAGCUCUGGGAUGUUGUGGUCAACACAACUGAUAUGGCGUUUGUCAUGGGAUGGAAUGACCUGGGACGGAAAGUAGUCGACUCUGCGGAACGUCAAGACUCGCCGCUACAAUCGUUCGUGUCAGCGGUGUCUGCUGGUGCUCGCUUCUUGGGUCAACUGAGUACCGAACUGCCGGCAAGCGAUACCUCAUCCCUGACUGCGGCGAAUGGUAUCUGUGCGAGAGACGAUCUAGUAGCGGGCAAAGAACGCCGAGCAUACGGGGGCAUCGACGCCAAAAUCGCUUCUUAUACAUCUCUGAUGGACUACACCGUUCCGCUGGCCUGGGCACGUGCCGGGCCCACAGACGACGAGAAGCCGUCGUACUGUUGGGUGGAAGGAGAUGAUAUUAGUCUUAAAACGCCUCACUACGGCCACCCAGAGUGCUACAUGUGGGAUUGGCAGUUGAUGUACGGUGGUCUGCGCUGAGUGUAUAACUGACGAAUGACGGCAGUAUAUGCUAGUUGGACCUCCCACCAGGGCUUGGGGGUGGUAUUUACACCGUAUUAGUACUCUCGCCGUGUGUGGAGUUUUGAAGGGUUGAUAUCGUGCCCUAGGCUACAUAUGUUUCACCUUCCGGGUGUUUUAAUUAUUAGUUAGAAUUUGCCUAAAAGCAAUUAAAAGAGUAUGAGUUUCGCCUACAAGGAGGGACUUCUGCAACCCCGAUGUGUGGAUUUUAAUACUUUUCUAUUCCUAUCUACACCUCGUGCG